AUGAAAACCGACUACUUGGUCGGCGUAGCCUCCGUAGGCAGCGCCUUGGUCAUCCUCAGCUCCCUCUUUGUCGUCGGAACCCUCUUCCAGGACAUCAACGCUCUCUACGAUGAGAUCCAGGUGGAGAUGGUCGAGUUUCGUGACGUAGCCGACAGCACCUGGUUCGGCAUCAUGCAAGCCCAACGCCAAGCCCAGCCCCGCGUCGCCCGUGCCGCCAACUUCAAGGCCGCCGUGAACCUUGUGAUGGGCCGCAACAAGCGUAACGCUGAGUGUGCUUGCGCUUCGCCCGAGAACAACAAGUGCCCAGCUGGACCACCUGGCCCACCAGGACAACCGGGACCAGACGGAAUACCAGGUAUUCCUGGCCCCGACGGAAAGAACGGUGAGAACGGCAUGGACUGGUACGUAAAGGAUGUGACCAAGGAGUGCGUCAAAUGCCCAGCUGGUGAGCCCGGUCCACCAGGAACUCCAGGCCCUGUUGGACCACCAGGACCACAAGGAAUGGCCGGAUCUCAAGGACCACCAGGCAAGACUCAAGAGCCCGGCCCACGCGGAGAGCCCGGACCACAAGGACAGCCCGGUUACACAGGCCAGCCCGGUGAACAAGGAAAGCCAGGAGAGGACGGUAAACGCGGACAUGGUGCUCCAGGACCAAAGGGACCAAUUGGACCACCAGGAGAACAAGGCUACCCAGGUGUUGCUGGUGUACCAGGCCGUGAUGGAGCUCCAGGAGCCAACGGUGAAGCUGGACCUCAAGGAGAGUUGGGACCAAACGGUGCUCCAGGUGUGCCAGGCUUCAUCGGUGGUCCGGGAGUGCCUGGCCCUGAUGCUGCUUACUGUCCAUGCCCUGGCCGUACCAUUCCGGUGGCCAACCAAGGAGCUCAACGUAACGCUCCAGCUCAACAGCCAAAGGAGCAGACCUACAAGCGGGCUUAA
Messenger RNA from Bursaphelenchus okinawaensis, 936 nucleotides. The record is from the annotation of a GenBank genome assembly. NCBI's taxonomy places the organism in Eukaryota, Metazoa, Nematoda, Chromadorea, Rhabditida, Aphelenchoididae.